CCAAAAACCUCUUUAUACGGAUUUUCAGGAGAAUCCGACUACUCCUUGAUAUUUUGCCGAAAAUUUCGAGAACUGAAACACUGUGCGCCGGUUAGUAACCGGAACACCUUGCAUAUUAACAAAUGAUAUUUUUGUAACACGAUAAUUCUAACCAACGAAAAAAUAACAUAACCUUAAAUGUCAAAUUCCCAGUAAAAAUAGUUUUCGGUGGAAGUUUAUCAUGUUGAAGCCAUACUAUCCAAAAUCAAUAAAAAAGUAAUGUAACCAUUUUAUUUAAAAAAAUGUUGCCGAGCUGUAGAAUUUUACGGAAAACCCGUUUUCCCUACCGAUGUGUUUCAAAUGUCGCACAGGGGCCCACAGAGGAAUUAUUUGAUGCUGCGCCCCCUAGACAUGCAAGGGUGGUUGUCUGCGGCGGAGGGGCCAUGGGGGCUUCUGUAGCCUAUCACUUGGCCAAACUUGGAUGGGGUAACGACACUAUACUAAUCGAACAAAACAGAGUUGGUGGAGGUACAACGUGGCAUUCUUCUGGACUGAUUGGUGUAUUUAAGCCAAGUUUUGCUCAGGUACAACUAACCAAAUCCAGUGUGGAAUUGUACAAAGAAUUAGAAAGCCAAGGUUUGUCUACUGGAUGGAAGGAGUGUGGCAGUUUGAAUGUUGCCAGGACUAGAGAUAGGAUGACAGUAUUUAGAAGAAUGAAAGCUCAGUCUAAGUCCUGGCAAAUUCACUGUGAACUUUUGACCCCUGAACAAUGCAAAGAAAAGUGUAGUUUGUUAAAUGUUGAUGAUAUUUUGGGAGGGCUAUGGAUACCAGGGGAUGGAGUAGGAGAUCCUUAUGAAGUUUGCAUGUCUGUUGUUGGAGAAGCUAAGAAAAUGGGUGUAAAAGUUGUAGAAAACUGCACAGUACGCAAAGUGUCUCAGACAAACGGCAGAGUGUCCAGCGUGGAAACCGAUUUGGGUACCAUUGAUUGCGACUACUUUGUUAACUGCGCAGGGUUCUGGGCAAGGGGAGUUGGCCAAUUAUCUGAACCCUACGUUAAGGUGCCACUGCAUGCAGUGGAACAUUAUUACCUGCACACAAAACCUAUUCCAGGGCUGGAUCCUAUGACCCCAGUCGUGAGAGACCAAGAUGGGCACAUUUAUUUUAGAGAAAACAAUGGUAGAUUACUGGCUGGUGGCUUUGAACCAGUUGCAAAGCCUGCUUUUGAAGAUGGAAAGAUACCAGUUACCAGCAAAGAUCGUUACCUUCCAGAAGAUUGGGACCAUUUCCAUGUGCUACUGGAACAACUUUUACACAGAGUGCCAAGUUUGGGAAAUUCUUUUUUUGAUAGAUUAUGUAAUGGACCGGAAGCCUUUAGUCCCGACUGCAAGUGGAUUGUUGGAGAAUCUCCAGAGAUUAGAAAUUAUUUGGUGGCUGCCGGUAUGAAAACGGUUGGAAUUUCGGCGGCCGGUGGAGUAGGAAAAGCCACCGCAGAACUGAUUGUUAAAGGAGAGACUGAUUUUGAUAUGUAUGAAUUAGAAGUUUCUAGAUUUUUAGGAUUGCAUAAUAACCGAAAAUUUUUGAGAGAUCGCGUGAAAGAAGUUCCCGGAAUGCACUACGGCAUAAACUAUCCGUUCCACGAAUUUCAAACCGGUAGAAAUUUACGUAUGUCGCCAGUUUAUCCUAAGCUGCGGGAAGCUGGCGCCGUUUUCGGCCAAGUUAUGGGCUACGAAAGACCCACUUGGUUUGAUCCUGAGGGACUACACGAAAUGUUAAGAAGAAAUCAAGACGACGAAAAUCAGGAUUGGUCUACUCCGUACCAAAUGGCAUACACAAACACCUACGGUAAACCUCCUUGGUUUGAUUUUGUUGCAAGAGAAUACGAAGCUUGUCGUGAAGGUGUAGGUAUAAGUGACUAUUCCUCGUUUACCAAAAUUGACAUGUGGUCAAAAGGCAAUGAAGUGGUAAACGCCCUACAAUUUGUAUGUUCCAAUGACGUCGAUGUUCCCGUUGGUAGCAUCAUACACAGUGGUAUGCAAAACAAAUAUGGCGGUUAUGAAAAUGAUUGUUCUCUUGCCAGACUUUCGGAAAAUCAUUAUAUGAUGAUUGCUCCGACAAUCCAACAAACAAGAUGUAAGGUGUGGCUACAAAAACACCUGCCACCUACUGUAGCUCUGUCGGAUGUCACCAGUAUGUUUACCGCCUUAUGUAUAAUGGGGCCUUUCACGAGAUUAUUGCUGUCAGAGCUUACCGAUACCGAUUUGGAUCCCAAAAACUUUCCGUUCUUCACUUUUAAAAUGUUGGAUGUUGGUCUCGCUAACGGUAUUAGAACCAUGAAUCUCACUCACACUGGAGAGCUGGGAUAUGUUCUUUAUAUACCCAAUGAGUUUGCUCUUCACGUGUAUUCUAGUCUAAUUCAAGCAGGUGAAAAGUACAAUAUUACGCACGCCGGUUAUUACGCAACCAGAGCUUUGAGAGUCGAAAAAUUCUUCGCAUUUUGGGGACAAGAUCUUGAUACUAGAACGACACCGUUGGAGUGCGGUAGAGUUUGGCGGGUUAAAUUUGACAAAAAAAUGGAUUUUAUUGGCAGAGACGCUUUAUUAAAACAAAGAGACGAAGGGAUAAAAAGAAUGUACAUUCAACUUAUUCUCGAUGAUCAUGAACUUGAAACCGAUCUUUGGCCUUGGGGUGGGGAACCAAUUUAUCGAAACGGUAAAUAUGUUGGUACAUGUACCACAACAGGAUAUGGGUAUACGUUUAAAAAACAAGUAUGCUUGGGUUUUAUAGAAAAUAUAAAUGAAGAAGGUGUAAAGCAAACAGUAACAAAUGAUUUUGUACUUGAUGGAGAUUAUGAAGUUGAUAUUUCAGGAAUUAGGUAUCAUGCUAGAGCAAGCAUACAUUCUCCAAUUCUACCAACUAAAUACCCAGAUAAAGAACGUGAUGUAUACCAAGCAACCAGGGGAAAACAUGAUGAGGCCCAACAAAUUCUUAAAUCUAUUUAAAAUAAUUAUCAUUACCUACAUUAAUUGAAAAAGUCUGUUAAAAUGUUACCGUUAUUUUAGCCAUUAAUUUAUUUUUAUUGUUGUGUUAUGUAAAUAUUUAAUCUAAUAAACAUUGCUAAUUUAU
Molecule: messenger RNA, 3102 nt
Organism: Brassicogethes aeneus
Lineage: Eukaryota; Metazoa; Arthropoda; Insecta; Coleoptera; Nitidulidae
Source: the annotation of a GenBank genome assembly